CGACUUUCUGUCUCCACGGUCACCAAUAUCGGCCACAAAGGGGACCUGCCAGCGCAUCUAAGCAACCUGGAGAGAGAGAGGAGAAAACGGCUCGUCAUCACAGAAGAAAAGAGGACAAAAAGCUGAGAUUCCUCCCUUGCCCGCCCUGUGCAUCCGACUGACACGUUACCCAGUAACAACCGAUUCUAGGCAGCGGAAAUCGGGCUGGGAAAUUGACUGUGUUGUGCAGUGCGCUGCCAGCCAGCUGCGCAGGACCCAGCAUCGCCAAUCCUGUCAGGGACACACAAAAUCCAAGGGGCUGGGCUCGACGGCAGCAAUCCGGGGAGGUUGGGAAGCAACGAAACUGACCGAAACAGCAAUUAACCACCACUUUACAAUUGGCUAGCCAGUCGAACCACCUUCUUGGUCCUGUCCUUGGUUUUGUCCUUGGUUUUUUCUCACUUCUUCUCCCUGCUUUCCACCAUUUUCCUGGUCGCAUUCCAACCACAAUUCCACCGCUCAACCCCCAUCAAUCCACCAUAUUAGAGCGCCACUAUUACCGCCUUCCACUCUGGGCAGCUGCAUACCCUAGCCCAUCCCCCGCUCUCAUCUCCCCUGGCCAUCACACUUCAUCUUGCAUUCCGCGCUCCGCAGGCCAACCUAGCCCUCGCACCACUUCGCUGCGGGUGAGACAAGCCACGACUUCUUCUUUUUCUCCCGCCGUUUUUUUUUCUUUCCUGGCCAACGGUUCGGGUCCAAGUUUCGCAUCGCUGUUGGAAGCCUGUGUCAAAGGAGGCAGAGAGCUCCAGGAUCACAGCUCCAAUUUACCUGGACCCGCCGAUCGAAUCGAUUGUUUUGGCGAUUUUUUUUUUCUGGUUGCCGCUCACCGCCCGAGGCUCAUCUCAGCCACCCCGAGGCACCCCGAGGCGUGCAGCCCAGCACAAAAACAUCGAAAUACGGUCGAGGUUCGCCCGCCAAGUGUCUGGCGACUUGAGGCAGGAGAGGGAAGCGCACCGACGGUUGUGCGGCUCGGCAGCCUGCAUUCCAGUGCGCAUCGCGUCGUUCAUUCCUCGCGCCACAGCUCGUCCCUCCUCGCACAAGCCACGCCGGCCAGAAUGAUGCGCCGAUCACACUCACGCCUCGCCGACGCGGUCGCUGCCGCCGCCGUCCUUGCGACAUGGAUGGCGGCACCCGCUGCCGCCCACCCGUAUCCAUUGGACAAUCUGAAGGAUGCGGCCGGCAAUGGUUUCGUCAGGCCGCGCGACUGCGUGCCAUGUGGCAUGGACAACCAGUACUGUUGUCGCGGCGGCGAGCAGUGCUACACCUCCAACAACAUUGCUGGCUGCACUGCCAACGGUGGCGGCGGCUACGCCAUCUUCACCACCACCUGGACCCAGACCCAGACCUUCACCAGCACAGGCAGCACCUUCUUCCCUGCCGCCACCACCAAGGGCCCAGGAAACUGCAUUCCUCCACCCGGCUCCGGCUGGGAGUCAUGCGGUUCCAUCUGCUGCGCCGCCAACCAGAGGUGCGACAGGGACAAGAUGGUUUGUCUUCCCAAGGACGGGAGCUGGGGUGGUGGUGGCGGCGGCGGCGGCGGCGGCGGCGGAGCCUGGACGACAUACACUAGCGGUGGUCAGGUCGUCACGACCCAGUACAGCGCGCCCUACCGUGUCACCAGCGGCGUCCCGACGGGGACUGGCACUCAAAUUCCCGCCACAGGCACCCCGGCGGAGCAGGAUGGCGCGGCCGGCACAGGUGGUGGGCUCUCGGCGGGCGCUAUUGCUGGCAUCGUUAUUGGCGCUAUUGUCGGCCUGAUUCUCCUAAUUCUGCUUUGUGCCUGCUGCAUCAUGCGCGGUCUCUGGCACGGCGUCAUGGGCCUGCUCGGCUUCGGCAAAAAAGACUCUUCAACUCGCGAGAAGGUGACGGUUGAGGAGGAGCGCUACGUCCACCGCAGCUCGAGCCGCAGACCCUCUUCGGUGCACUCGCGCCGCGACACUCACUCGAGCUGGUUCGGCGGCCGCCCCUCGGCCGCAGGCGCUCGCAAGGAGAAGAAGAGCAGCGGUACGGGCUGGCUCGGGCUUGCGGGUGCUGCCGGCACCAUUCUUCUGCUCCUCGGCCUGAGGCGCGAGAACAAGGCCAAGAAACAGCAGCAGAAGAGGCCGAGGAGCGAAGUCAGCAACUCUUAUUUCACCGACUCGUACACCAGUGGAAGUCCCAGUAGUGCAAGGACUGGCAGGACGAGGGACAGUCGGAGAACCCGUCGGACCGAGACGACCAGGGUGUCCCAGUCACGCCAUUCGGUAGGGCCGUCGCGCAGACCCUCUGUGGCUCCCUCGCGUAGGCACUCUCGCGCUCCAUCGCGAGACCCUUCGCACGGCACGAGGCGAUCAUAGCAUCGUUGACGAACCAUCGCCAUUGCCAUCGCCGGAUGGCGCCCUCCGCACAACUCGUCGCCCGACCUGUAUAUUUCACAGCUGCAACUUUCCCCUUUUCUCGUCCUUUUCGAAUCUCUUUCGCGGCAAGGUUUAACGACCAGACCCGGUACAUACCAAGUCCCGUUCCAUUCUCGACUCACCCCUUCGAUAUCGCCACCACCACCAACACCACAACCCCCAUCGUCAUUUUACCCUCGGAGGCAUUUUCGUGUUUAUCGCCGGAGUUGGUUCCAAGAGCUCAUUUUCACCGGGUUUGAUCUGAGCAACUCCCCCUUUCCGUUUUCUAAUUUUUUUCCCUUCCACCAUUUUUUUCUCGGCCAGGGACGCUUAGACGAGGGAGUGUAAGGAGAGGCCCCCGUCAGGUCUCUCAACGUUUUCAAGAGCAUGUCAUGAGUUGAUUCACGAGGCAAAUGUCGACACAUGAGACGAGCGGAGGAAAAGCAAUGUGGGUGCCCAAUUACUGGCAAUGCACGUCCAAGAUAAUAAAAAAGACGAAUAACUGAAAAUGAAAUAAAAUUGAGUCGUCUACAUCCUGAGCCUCGAGAAUCAUGUUACAAUCCUAAGGUGAGGC
This is a messenger RNA of Gaeumannomyces tritici R3-111a-1, 2988 nucleotides long. RefSeq lists its product as hypothetical. The record is from RefSeq and is a predicted model, not a curated record. Lineage: Eukaryota; Fungi; Ascomycota; Sordariomycetes; Magnaporthales; Magnaporthaceae. The transcript is spliced from 2 exons. Bases 1095 to 2375 code for a protein of 426 amino acids.